CUUUUUACAUUUCUGAAAAUUUUUUGCUCUAAAAAUUUCAUUCACGUCUACACUGUCUUUUCAUAGUUAUGUAUAUUUUUGCAUUGCAAACAUCGUUCUCAGUUACCAUGUAAACACCCUUCACUAUGGAACGAAAUCGAAAACUUGCAGCAACAAGAGAACGGAUGAGACGGUACAGGCAAAGGAUUAAAGACGAACAAAGAGAAGAUGUAAAAGAAAGGAUGAGACGAAAUCAACGGAUAAGACGAGCCAACAUGAGUGAGCUUGAUCGUGCCAAGUACCUACAGUAUCAAAGAGAACGUCAACAAAUACGAAGAGCAAAAAUGAGCGAUGAACAGCGAGCUGUCUAUCUACGAAAACAACGAGAGAGAGGGCAAGCGCGACGAAAGAACAUGAGCGAAAAACAACAGACAGAAUAUAAGGAAAGACACAGAGAAAGGAAUCGAAUACGACGAGAAAACAUGACCGAAGAACAGUUGAUCAAUUUAAGAAACGAUCAAAGAAUAAGACAACGCCAGAAACGAUCUGGUGCUCGUGUGAUACGGCAACAGAAUGAACAAAUUACAACUGAAUCCGACAGUAUCGGAGAAACGGACAGAUCAAGUUCUGAUUGUGAUUCUUUGAGAAUCAGAAAUGAGCCUCCAAACAGUUGUCAUAACGUUGAGAUUAUGUCUGGAAUUGCUGUGGGCCGUUUAGCUGAAGAAAGAAAAGCUUGGAGAAAAGAUCAUCCUUUUGGUUUUGUUGCCAGACCUAUUAAGAAUCCAGAUGGCUCUCUCAAUCUUAUGAAUUGGGAAUGUGCAAUUCCUGGGAAAAAAUCAACUCCAUGGGAAGCUGGUGUCUACAAAUUAAGAAUGCUUUUUAAAGAUGACUAUCCAAGUUCUCCUCCAAAGUGCAAAUUUGAACCACCAAUCUUUCAUCCAAAUGUUUACCCCUCUGGAACUGUAUGCCUGUCACUGCUGGAUGAAGACAAAGAUUGGAGACCUGCUGUUACCAUUAAACAAAUUCUACUUGGAAUCCAAGAACUCUUGAAUGAACCAAAUAUCAAAGAUCCCGCUCAGGCAGAAGCUUACACUAUCUAUUGUCAAAACAGAUCAGAAUAUGAGAAGCGAGUGAGAUCUCAGGCCAUGAGGCUUCGAGAAGAAUCUUAACCAUCAAACCUUUAUCUCGGAUCCAAAGAAACACCUGUGUGAUGACAGCAACAAUUAUAUCAUACAAGAUUUCUUCAUUCCAUGUAAUUACUAUUGUAAUAUGUAUGCAAUAGCCAAACCGCUCUCAACCAUAAAAUCAUUUUGCACGUGCUCUCUUACACAUACACACACACACACACACACACACACACCUCACAUACACACACACACUUUUUUUCUCUCUCUCUCUCUCUCCCCCCCCUCCCUCUCUGAUUUACUGUUACUCUUCUCUCUUUCUCUCUCCCUCUUUUCUACCAUAACAUCUAUCUGAAUUCCCUAUUGGAACAGCUUUCAAAUUAAUUUGGCAACGUAUGAAAAGACACUGUCACAUUUUUAGAAUGUGUCCAUCUCUUAUGCAACCACCAAAGAAUGACAUGCAUACUGAUACAAAUCUCCCUAUCAAAUUAUUUGGUAGUUGAUUUAUAUAUAAAUACUUUUAAUUUCAUAUAUCUUUAUGAAAUAAAUGUGUGAAAGAAAAUUACAUUUAUGUUUAUUCUAUUAUCAAAAGGAACUUAGUAUGUGUAUGUGUUUAUAUAGAUAUACAUCUUACAUGCAUGCAGACACACAUACACACACAGAGGCACAUAAAUAUAUUGCAUGAAUGUGCUGUGUAUGAGAAUUUUGUUUACUAAAGCAUGAUUUCUUUGUAUUGUUUAGUAAUUUGCAUAUGUCAUGUCAUUGUCCAUAGGGUCUUUAAUGCAGUUCUUUUCAUCUUGUAACAGUGCAAACUUUAGAAUUGCUUAGCUAAAAGAAAAAGUCUUUUUUCACUUGUUUUAUUUAUUCAGGCAUGUACAAACUUGGUGUGUGCUGUUGUCACGAGUUGCCAAUAAAUGUCUUCAUCUUUUGAAAAACUCAUCAGUUUUAUUGCUUUUUGCUAGUGAUAAUGGAGUUUAUAACUGACUGCCUUUUGAAAUUUCUACAUUUACAAAUAUAAGGUAAAACAGAUAUUUAAAGAAAUAGAAUAGAAGUGAAAAGAUUUUUAUUAAGAAAAAUGUUAAAGAAAAUCUAUUUUAAUUGAAAUGGUAUUUAAUUCCUUUGAAAUUAGAUUAAUCAUGUAGUCAAAUGAAAAUAAAUCUAAACAUAAUCAUUCUAUAAGAAAAUAAAAUAGUUUUCCAUUCUACUGCAUUGCAUUAUUGAUAAGUGCUUUCUGAAAUAAAUGAAUAUGUAUUCUUUCUGCACCUUAUUAUCCCUCAUCUUCAGAACAUCUUAUUUUAACUGGAUUUGGAAGAGAGAUAGAGGUUACCUGUCAAUUCAACUUGUUCUUUUUAAAGCAUGUACUUGUUAAAAACCUCUUUUAAAAAAAUGAUUUGACACAUCAUGUAUUAUUUUCUUUUAUAAUAUUGUGUCAAAAUAAAGAUAUUAAAAUAAGUGA
Octopus sinensis (East Asian common octopus) is the source of this 2559-nucleotide messenger RNA. Its product is annotated as ubiquitin-conjugating enzyme E2 E1. Gene Ontology annotation, molecular function: SUMO conjugating enzyme activity. The coding region runs from base 126 to 1148 and encodes 340 amino acids. The transcript has 7 exons. The record is from RefSeq and is a predicted model, not a curated record. Gene Ontology annotation, cellular component: nucleus. Lineage: Eukaryota; Metazoa; Mollusca; Cephalopoda; Octopoda; Octopodidae. Gene Ontology annotation, biological process: protein sumoylation.